UCGGUUCGAAUUAACGCGAUGUCAGUGUAAAUCUUACCAAAAGCCUACAAUUUCUCGAAGCAUUCGAAUACGAAUCAAAUAUUCAAAUCAUUUUGUUUGUACAGUUGUACAUUGUGGACACGACGUAAUAAUAUUAAAAGACGUCGCAUUUGAUUUUUCAAAGAUUAGGUGGAUUGUGUGAUUGGUUGGCUAGCGUUGCGCUGAGCGUAUCGGUAUGCUUCGAGAAACUUAAUCGCGGUAAUGUUCAGCUCGGUACGGAAUGGCCGCGGUGCAAUUGCGUGGGUUCGUGGGAUCGUUUCGUUUUCGCAUGGUUCAGCUUGUCGAAGCAAGCGUACUGAAUAUCGUUCCCGAGAGUGUCGAAUGUAAGUGUCGCGCAUUGACAGAAUAUCGUGAAUAAUCACGGGACGGAUUGUGCCGAUAGGACUGCGCGAGAGGAGCUUCGUCUUUUCUAAUGGUUCGCCUUGUAGUCGAAGGAAAGUGAUGAGUGCCAGCAGGAGAUUCUAGCAAAUGUGAUCCACGAAUCUUAGGUCUAUUUGUUUUCGAAGAAUUUCUGCUCUGAUGCACGUCAGAGCGGAACAAAUAAACUUUCUUUCACUUUAACUUAUUGCACCGGUAUGCACUAGUUCAGAAGUUCUUCGGGAACGAACAGAUCUCUUAUCUGCCGAAACAUGUUUUUCGUUCGGAAAUUCACUAAUCCACCUAGGUUGCAUUUCAAAACGUCCUUUUUGAGGAAAUUUUAUUCGAUGCUUUAUAGUAUAUGUAACGUGAACUGUAGAUAUUGAGUAAAAUGUUCCUCAAAAAGGAUGUUUUGGAAUGUACCUUAGAAUAUAAGAGAAAGGGCGCAUUGCUCUGGCGCCAAGGAUUGCGAUAAAGACGAUGUAUAAGUGAUAGGAAGAGUUGUACUUUGUAAGUUGAAGAUUACUCUUAUAUCGAUAAUCAACAUACGUACUUAUGACAAAAUAUUCAUAUUUGAUAGAAAGAUGAAAAAUGAGGGAAGUUUGUCAAAUAAUUUUUUCUGUUCGUCUUUACCAUCACUUACCGACUGAAAAGCUUACGAGUUUCACCAUCGUGUGGCUCUAUAGGAACUACUUGCGUGGUCGUUUGCGUCAUGUUAGGUUUGUUUCUUACACGCCGAAUGGAUUGAGAUUUUUUUCUUCGAGAUAGAAGCUUUAGAGAGUGUGAAGUGCCGGGAAUAAUACUUUAGAUUAAUAAAUAAAUCGUUGAAAUAAAAGUGCCAAAAAAUUAUUCGCAAUGUCGGAUACAUCAGAGUGUCAUUCGUCCGAUGAAGAGCUGCAAGCGAUUUUUGCAAAGAGAUUACUGAAGCCAGGUCUUAAUGUCGCGAUUGAAACAAAGCAAUUCAAGAAUCGUGUCAAUCUCAUGAAGCAAAAGUUGGACGAAAUCAAGCUGGACUUGCCAUGGAUUGAGAGGUUAGAUAUGGUGAAUGCACCAGCACCAUUGGCACCUGAGUUAGCGCUGCAGAUGCAGGAGCAAGAAGUGAGACACUCUAAGCAGUUGAAAGGAAACAAAAAGCUACCGCAGUAUGAGCCAUCAGAAGAUCCUAUUUUAAAUGAUUUUCGCAGGGAAACUAUGUUUCAUCGUCAAGCUCAAGGUGCCGUUAUGGAUGGCAUUGCUAGAUUAAAGAAACUCAGAGUGCCAACACUUAGGCCAGAUGACUAUUUCGCAGAGAUGGCCAAAACUGAUCAGCACAUGCAAAAAGUGAGGGAUAAUCUGAUGAAGAAACAAGUUAUUGCUCAGAGAUCGGAGAGAGUCAGGCAACUGAGACAACAGAGGAAGAUAGGCAAGCAAAUGCAAGUUGAGGCAACAUUGAAGAAACAAGCAGAGAAGAAAAAAAUGCUUGAAGAGGUCAAAAAGUAUCGUAAGGGUAUACGACACGAUCUUGAUUUUCUCGAGGAAAAGAAGAAUGUACAACAUAAACAGCAGAAUCGCAAGAUAAAUCCAAAGGUGCAAUUAAAAGCAAAAAUGAAGAAUGAUAAAUAUGGCUUUGGUGGUAAAAAACGCGGCAACAAGCGAAACACAAAGAGUAGCUCUGCCGACGUUUCCGAGUACAGACGGCCUCAGAAACCUGGGAAACGAGGAACGAAGGGCAAAGGAAAUCAGAGGUUAGGAAAGAGUCGUAGGAUGCAAAUGAAAGCUAAGAAGAAAUAAUGAAAGGUUUCCUUUUUUAAUUACAAUAAUCUCAAUUUUCCUAGACCUUUUUGCAUAUAACGAAAAUCAGAACAACAACGUAAUUAAAGCCUCGCGCUUAAUAAAAUGUUGCUCAAUAAAAUAUGUGCUUAAUAAAAUA
This is a messenger RNA of Odontomachus brunneus, 2305 nucleotides long. Its product is annotated as probable rRNA-processing protein EBP2 homolog. The transcript has 3 exons. The coding region runs from base 1252 to 2166 and encodes 304 amino acids. Lineage: Eukaryota; Metazoa; Arthropoda; Insecta; Hymenoptera; Formicidae. Gene Ontology annotation, biological process: rRNA processing; ribosomal large subunit biogenesis. Gene Ontology annotation, cellular component: nucleolus; preribosome, large subunit precursor; nuclear periphery. The record is from RefSeq and is a predicted model, not a curated record.